This is a messenger RNA of Musa acuminata AAA Group (dessert banana), 2251 nucleotides long. Its product is annotated as RING-H2 finger protein ATL47-like. Gene Ontology annotation, molecular function: ubiquitin protein ligase binding. Lineage: Eukaryota; Viridiplantae; Streptophyta; Magnoliopsida; Zingiberales; Musaceae. The record is from RefSeq and is a predicted model, not a curated record. The transcript has a single exon. The coding region runs from base 884 to 1957 and encodes 357 amino acids.
CCUAGUAAUGAUACCAGCAUUUUGGUCUCCCAUUAGGAUAAGGUUUGUAUGAGAGAGAGAGAGAGAGAGAGAGAGGGCAAUGGUAACAUAGUUCUCGCAGGCCCAUAUGAUGGAAAUGGGCCUUAUAAUGGGCUUUGAGAGAGCCAUAGUGCAUGGGAAUAUGGAUUGAUUGAGGAUUAGUCAUGGUUUGUUUUUGUUUUUUAUGAUAUUACUAAACCAAAAUAUAAAUGCAACAACAUGAUUACAUAUUAUUUAGGGUUUCAUACAGACCAAAAAAGAAUAGGUCAAAUGAUUUUAAAUGACUUUUUCUACAUAAUUUUGCAGGUAAAAGAUUAUUCCUUUAUUUUAUCCACUACUUAACAACUUGGUUAUUGUUAGAUAAUAGUAAACAUAAACAGUUUUCUUAAGGUGUUGUAGAAACCAAAAACAUGUUUUCUCCACAAGCAAGAAAUCUACAGUAACAAGCUACUGUUUCAGAUGGAAAUUGAGUUAUAUUUUCUGUGUGCAAUGCACCUAAAGAAGCUGUCAAGAACACACGUCAAUCCCCACAGCCGACCUCUUCACAUCCACCACUACUGGAGCUGUCCUGAAAAGAACGAGAACAUGUUUGCACCCUCUCCUGUUGCCAUCUGUAUCCUCUUGCUGUGUGUGUUGUGAUCAGAGUGAGCUUGGUUGCCAUCUGUUGUAGGUGGCAAUUCCAUUGAUGUCAAGAUAUGCUAUAUCUAAGUCCUAGAUUCUUCCUCACCUGCUUGGGUUCUCUGUCCCGAGAGCCAAGAAUUCUAGUUCCUGCAAUGAGUAGCGUUUGGUGGUCAAGUAACGUAGGAGAUGGUUGCCAUGCAGUGGCAGUCGCCCAGAGCUCCUCGUCUUCGCUCUCGGAGCAGUCAUGGAGGUGGUGUCUCCCCUCACCACUCAUCUCCUCAACAAAUUUCAGAGUGACUCCGUUCCAUCAGAGUCUUCUCCGAGCAGCAGGAUGAGCCCUGCAGUCCUCUUCAUCGUUGUCGUCCUCGCGGUCCUACUCUUCAUCUCCGGUCUCUUGCACUUUAUCCUCAGAUGCUUCAUCAGGAAGCGCCACCCUCGCCCCUCCUCAUCCCGCUCCGCGCCGGAGCUGUCGGGCUCCGACGCGCUCCAGCGCCAGCUCCAGCAGCUGUUCCAUCUCCACGACUCCGGCGUGGACCAGGCCCUCAUCGACGCCCUGCCCGUCUUCCUGUACAAGGACGUGGUCGGCUCCAAGGAGCCGCUCGAGUGCGCCGUCUGCUUGUGCGAGUUCGACGGGGAGGACGAGCUCCGGCUGCUGCCCGUCUGCGGCCACGCCUUCCAUCUCAGCUGCAUCGACACGUGGCUGCUCUCCAACUCCACCUGUCCGCUCUGCCGGGGGUCGCUCUUCCUACAGGGCAUGGCGGUCGAGGACCCGGUGUUCUUCUAUCUCGGGGACUCGACUGACGAGGGAGAAGCUUCCCCUGCGGUGGCGGCGGACGAAGGGGACGAGAUUGCGGCCGACAGGAGGAGAGUGUUCCAUGUGAGGCUUGGCAAGUUCAGGAAACUGGGUAAUGGAAACGUUGGUGGUGACUGUAAUGAGGACAAUAGCAUCGCCAUUGGCAGUGUGAGAAGAGAGGAAGGGGAGACCAGCAGCAGUAGCUUGACUGCAAGGAGGUGCUUCUCCAUGGGCUCUUAUCAGUAUGUGGUUGCUGAUGCCCAAUUGCAAGUGGCUCUCAAGGGCUGUUCUGCUCUGAGGAAUGGAGAUGGAAGAGGAAUCAGAGGAACUGAUGCAAGAGGUAAUUCUCCAGGAAAUGAGGCUGUGGAGGGCGAAAGACUAAGUAUUGGAAGCAGGCACGAAAGCUUCUCAGUGUCAAAAGUCUGGCUAUGGUCUAAUAAGAAGGGGAAGGUCUCCAUGUCUUCAGAUACUUCUGCUUUGGAUACAAACUCGCCAUGGAAGACAGUAAGAGUUGGUGAUGCUUGAAAAUUUUCUAUAACAUUACAAGUAUUAUUCCCAUUUUACCACAAUUUGGUAUUCUGAAGUCAAGAGGAAGAGUUUUCUGUUGAUGGUUGAUGAACAAAAGAUAUUAGUGGGAUCAGAUAAUGUUCAACACUUGUGGUUCUUGUGGUGUUCAAUUCUUGGAAGGACCUGUCGGCAGAUCAUUGAUCCAGACUGUCGUCUGUGGAGAAUGUAUGCGUCCUUCUCCUUGAAAUAUCCACUUCAUACAAAAGCUUAUGAUUUUUUUAGGUUCCAAAGAAUGAACUUUGAAUUCUUUUU